Molecule: messenger RNA, 528 nt
Organism: Aegilops tauschii subsp. strangulata
Lineage: Eukaryota; Viridiplantae; Streptophyta; Magnoliopsida; Poales; Poaceae
Source: RefSeq, a predicted model, not a curated record
AUGACCGUGCCGUCGCUGGACCCCGCCCGGAGCUACCUCGACCCCGCCUCCCCGACGUCGCGUCGCCGGACCGCCCGUCUUCGUCCUCCUCCACGACCGGCCUCCUCAUGCCUCGCCGCCCCGCUUCUCUUCAACGCCGGUGAGGCCAUCGGCCUCCUGCUCCCCUGCACUCCAUCAUCGAUCCGACCACCGCGCCGGCGCACGCCCCUGACCACCGCCCCGUACGCGCACCAACCGCGCUCACCGCAGUCUCAUCCCGCCCGGCGUGCCGUCGCGCGCGCCCGCAGCCGCGCCGAGCCACACCCGCCGUGCUGCUCCUCUCCGUUGUGCUUGCAUCUGCCGUGGCCCGCACCGCCGCAACCUCCCCUGCUGCCUCCGCCGCCUGCCUCACGCUCCACCCCGCGGCAGACGCCCUGCUCCGCCUACCCCGCCGCCGGCCUCGACCAUGGCCUCGCCGGGGCCAGGUCCGGCCACCGCGCCCCUGCCCCUCCCCUGUGCGCGAUCGUGCACAGGAGGGAGGUGGCCUGA